AUGAACAGGAAACGGGCUUUGAUUUCUGACGCUUUUGUUUCAAGAAAGAGAAAAGAUGUCACUACGAGAUUCGGGCUCAGUGAUGUGGACGGACCCACUGACGUCAAAGCCAUGGUGGAGUAUCUCAUGACCCUAUUCCCCAGAAGACUUUUCAACGAUGCUCUACCUCAAAUUGUGCUAAAACAUCAACUGUACAGUUUGAUUAGUGAUAAGACUAUGGUCGACAAAGGAUUGAAUAAAUUGCGGGAACAAGGAGAUCUUCUGAUGUUUCAACUAGAUCUGAGCUUCAGCAAGGACAAGAUGCUGAAGGACUUUUUAUUUACAGAUGCUGAAAUCACGCAGCUAGUAAAGUCAGGGGUGCUGACUGUGAGGGACGCUGGCAGCUGGUGGCUGGCUAUUCCCAACUCCGGAAAAUUCACCAAGUACUUUUUACAAGGUCGUAAAGCAGUACUCAACAUGGUAAAGAAGUCAAAAUAUAAUGAAGUCUUAAAGGUUGAUCUAGAGGACCGGAAAACCCCUGCUCAAGUGAAAUUCCACAUUAAAUACCACAUUCAUGAUAUAGUUGGCGCUGAGCUUGUUGAAAGUAUACCGACAACUUCAGGAACAUUACUACGUUAUGUUGAUUGA
This is a messenger RNA of Knipowitschia caucasica, 627 nucleotides long. Lineage: Eukaryota; Metazoa; Chordata; Actinopteri; Gobiiformes; Gobiidae. The record is from the annotation of a GenBank genome assembly.